AACUCGGCAAAAGUUAUUGAGACUAAUAAGUUUAGUGUCAAUUAGAGACUUUGGAAAACAUUUACUUCUAAUUGUUGAAUUAACUAAUUUUCGUCUUAAUCAUCACCAUAGAUGUGCCUUUAUCUUAAUUGUCUUUGUUAAUUAACUCAUAGGAAGAGGAAGUAGAACAGUUAAUUUGUCUUUUUCUUUCAUCAUCAAAUUGACUCGAGAUUUUUUUCCGUUUGUUGUUUUUUCAUUUGUUUUGUUUUCUUUUUUUUUCCUCUUCAUCUUCUUCCUCUUGUUGAUAAUAUUUUCAUGUCAUCAUUUGUUAAUUGUUUAAAUUGUUGUUAUAAUUAUUAUACUUUCUAUAUCAUUGUUAUUAACAAUGGUUUCAAUUGUUGAUUGUAAUGGUCACCAUCAAAUGACCUGGAAAUGUUUACAAACUGAUUAAACUAUCAACAAGUCACCAUUUUGUGUGUUCAAUUUUUCAGUUGAAAUCGUAAUCAUCAUAAGUGUCGAACUCAAAUUUAUUAGAACUUUUUGUUUUCUUAUAUUCUUUUCAUCGUCUCGAGAAUUGUUAUUAUUAGUGUUAAUUUGAUUAUCGAAUUGUAAAUCAUUCGUCUAUUGUCAUCAUGGGUAAAGAUCGUUGUCCAAAUGAUGGGACUACACCAAUUUGCCGAUGCCGUGUCAUGUAUUUGGGCUCAUCGGUACCACAUGCAACGAAGGACGGACUUCAAGGUAUCCAGGAGCCUUUGCGUGACCUUUACCCUGAAAGUGGACUUGUCGAUUAUGGUUCCGCUGGAAUUGAUUCUUGGAUAAGUGUUUGGUCAAACGGAAUUUUAAUUGAAAACGUCGACGAUUCCGGACGUGAGAUGAAACGAUUUUUUCCCAUUGAAUCUCUACAUUACUGUGCUGCGGUUCGAUAUGUUGUUAUACCAUCGAUUUCAGGUCAAAAUAAUAGUACCAAUAUGAGUACAAGCGGUAGUGGUAAUAAUAAUACAACGUCAUCACCCAAUGGAGUAUCAGUUACAUCAAAUUCAACACAGCAACAACAACAACAACAACAACAUUCAUCAGGAUCUUCAUCAGUACUUAAUCCAACUUCAGGCCAUCAAUCAAACGGAACCAAUGGUGUUAAUCAUGUGAACAAUUCCCCAACCACCUUGACCAAUGGUGAUGGAGAUAAAAGUUAUGAUAAAGUGGCCAAAUUUCUUCCCCUUGAUAGUCCCUUUCUAAGAGGUGCCGAUAACGGUCACCCGCCUUUGUUUGCUUGUAUCUUACGUCGUACCACUGGUAUUAAAGUGUUAGAGUGUCACGCGUUCAUUUGUAAACGGGAACCUGCCGCUAAUGCGCUGGUUCGUUGUUGUUUCCAUGCUUAUGCCGAUUCAAUGUAUGCCAAACAAAUCGAGGAAAAUCCUUAUUCGCACAUUGGCUCCGGUGUGGGCAGUGGCGGUGGAGGUACCAAUGGAAGCCAUAUGACAACGAAAAGAUCACGAUCCAUUUCCGCUUUAGAUACAGUUGAUAAAGCCGAUGGUAAUUGGAAUGACUCUCAAUCUCGUGAUCUCCUUGAUGAUUUACCACCACCUCCUCCACCUCCACAUCAUCAUGGUACCAAUGGUCAUCACCAUCAACACCAUCAUCAAGCACCUUCUGAAAUUGGUGCAGGUUCAACGGUUAGUCAAUCACCUGAUGAAGAUAAUUACAAGAUAACUUGGCCACCCGGUGGUCCACCUCCACUUUCAAGUGGACAUUAUAUUCGUGAGGGUCCAAUAAACACCAUGAGACCAGGAAUGAUCGGUAAACCUCGUCCAAUGAUCAUUCACAUGGGACCACCGCCCCAUGGAGGUCCUCACCCUCAUCCAGCCAUGAUGACCAGUAAUCAUCCACCACCAUUUGGAAUGCCGAUCGCUCUGAAUGACCAUCCACACGCUGAUAAGAUAUUGAAACAUUCAUUGAAAAAGAAGAAGAAAAAAUCUAAAUCAAAAAUGCUUCUAAACGGAAGUAGUCUACUCAUUGGACCAGGUCCAGGUCCUUUUCCGGUUCCAGUAAAUUUUGUUCAAGUGCCACAAAUAUCACCCCAGGGAUCUGGUCAUCAUCAUCAUCUAAUUCAUCAUCCACACCAUCAUCAACAUCAAUUACCACCACCACCUUCCUCCCACCACCAUCAUCCUCAUCAUCAUAAUACAAUUUAUGGACCUUUACCAAUCCCACCCUCAGGUGGACAACAACCUCCACCUCCACCAGGAUCAACAGCAUAUUCAGUGAGAACACGUUUAAGGCGAGGUCAUCCCUCGGGUGGUGGUGUUGUUGGCCCUCCACCGCCCGGUGAAUAUCCAAUAAUGUUCACUGGUCCCGGUGAUGAGCCCAUUUACAUUCCCCCCAUGAGACCGUUAACACCCUUAAGCAAUUAUCACGGCGGAGGUCACCAGCAUUCAGUUCACCCUCACCAUCAACCCACCGAGUCUCAUUAUGUCUCCUAUCCGGUCACAUAUGGAACUACACCAAGGCGGGAAAAGUACCGAAGCAAAGAUCGGAUCAAUGGUGUUAGUCGAUCAGUUUUGGGAGGUAGCAGUGGGAUUAACGGUGGACACAAUGGAGGAAGUGGUGGCGGUGGUGGAACCACUGGGGAAGAUGAAACUGAAAGAGAUUCAUCACCUUCAGCGGUGGGUUUAUACAAGAGAAAAGGUCACCUUAAUGAACGAGCCUUUUCCUAUUCAAUUCGACAAGAGCAUCGAUCGAGGUCAAACAGUUUGGCAAAUCUUGCAAUCGAUGAUUCAAUUCCGGUUGGUAGACCAAUAAAUGGUUCAGCUGGUGGAUCAGGUUCAUCGGGCGGUGAAAGAGGAGAUGAAGAUCAUCUUCACGAUAAUCAUCAUUCUCAUCAUCACCAAAAUCAUCUUAAUCAUCAUCAUCAACAUUCAUCUUCUUCACAUCAUUCAUCUUCCGUUCGUCAUUCAAUUCAUCACCAUGAUUCUAGAAGAGGAUCAUCUUCCGCUUUCGGUGAUCGAGAAAGGGAAAGAUCGUCCGCUCAUUCAUCAGGUCACUUUGACAGAUCGAACCAUCACCAACAACAACAACACCAUCAUCAUAAUGGUCAUUACGAUGGACCAAGGGAUAGUUUCAUUGAAUAUCGAGAAACCUCUGGACGUCAAAGAGGAAGUUCCGGUGAAAUGGUCAACUCGUUGUCCACCUCAAUGGCCAAUCUCAAUGUCAAUGGUCACUCAAGUUUAGAGUCCAAAAAUGCCCCAAAAACGGCAAGUAUCAAACGAAGCUCAAAACAACGGAACAGCCUGGGAAGCAAAGGAAUGCCCAUAGUCCCACCCUUACCACCGCCGACAUCAUCGCUUUUAACCAACGGUAAUAAAUCAGAAUCUAAAUCAAUGAGGAAAUUGUGAUAAAUCACCAAAACAAUUAAAGAGUAACAAUUAAACGUUACCGAAAGUAAAACAAGUAAACCUCAACUACGAUAAUAAUAAGAAUAAGCCAACAAUUAAAUUUUCCCCUCAAAAAUCAAUCAAUUUGAUUACAAUUAAUUUGCAAUUUACAACGAUAAAUAUAUUAACCUGAAAACCUUAAUUGUUCACAAUUUAAUUCAAACAAUUGUAAUAAUUUUUUUCAACAUCGACUUUUUUUCAUAUAUAAUUUUAAUAUACAAUUUUGAUUAUUAUUAUUAUCAUCAUCUAAUUAUUGAUGAAUUUCAAUUAAUUAAUUAUUUAUAUAAUAACGAUAAUAUAUAUUUGAUUACACAAUUAACAAUUUCUCAACAAUUAACUUUCAAUGUUUCCCUUUUGUCACAAUUUUAAUCACUUAAUUAUUGAUUUAACUUUAACUGUUCACAUUGUAUUACAAUUAACUUAU
This is a messenger RNA of Panonychus citri (citrus red mite), 3834 nucleotides long. RefSeq lists its product as uncharacterized. Bases 612 to 3371 code for a protein of 919 amino acids. Lineage: Eukaryota; Metazoa; Arthropoda; Arachnida; Trombidiformes; Tetranychidae. The record is from RefSeq and is a predicted model, not a curated record. The transcript has 2 exons.